GAAUGGGACCGAACGUGACCGAACAUAACCUAUAUAUAGGAAAACUUAUUCAGAAAAAUCAUACGACAUGGAAACCUGAAGGUCUGCAAGCUCUCUCACGAGAAGAUUUGACAUCGCCGAUGCAGUUGGAUACAUAUUAAGGCAGCAGUCAGAAAUUCAUUUCAAUGGAUCAUUCUGAGCCAAGUUCAUCGGGAAUGAACGGGGCAGUACCAAAGACAAAAAAAAGGAAAUCUGAUGAGGUAAAGCUGUCCUCCAGCCAGCGGAGUAUGAACUGGCGUCAGCAACAGAAGGAACUGGAUCCAGAAGGAUUUAGGGAAAAGGAGCGAUUAAGGACAAGAGAACGACGCCAGAACAGACAGAGAAACCAAACAAAAUGUUCGACAAAUAUGUCAAGUAAGGAAACUCAGACGGACAUAACGGUGUCAGUAAAUGAGAUUUUGUGGAAAUUGACACCUCUCUCUGACUUUUCGGGCAGAUAUAAGCUCGUUGAUCAGAUGGACGGAACUGGAAAUGUAGACCUGAUCUUUGAAGAGAAUGAUAAAGCUGUAAUGAACACCAGAAAAGCCGGGAUACAAGAAACGCAUUCCUUUGUGACAGCUACAACUUCAUCACACCGCCAAAGAGGUGACCGACAGUGUGUUGAUAAUUCCGACUUAGCAGAAAUGUCCCCUCUUUCUCUUCCAAGCGACAUUUCGGAUAUUGACCCAGACCAGUUCAAUGAUAUACUGCAAAUUGUUUCGUCAGAGAAAAUCCAUGCUUCUUCUCACGACGUCAUUACAGAAUGCAAAGCAAGCAAAAUUUCGGAACUCCAGACGCCAGUGGAAACCGUUGGACGUUCUAUUGAAAACAAUCCGGCUGACGGCAAUCCAAAUGAUGUAGAUGCUAUCUCGAAACAAUUCGACGAUAUGGAAACGGCAUUUUCAUCCCAGAUUCCUUCCAUUCGUGAUACAAAAACGUCAACUGAUCCUUGUCCAGAUGUUGUCACGAGAGGCCAAAAACAAACAAUACCUCUAUCAGAUGGAAACAGCAUCGAAAGUAGCAACGCUUACCAGAACAUAUUCCAGACAAUAGAUUUCAAUCAACUGCCUACUGGUCCUAGCGACAAAACUCUUCUGCAUUCACAUUCAGCGGAGCAAGAAAUUCCUAUAUCGCCCCAUCUUUCUGUUACAAGUUUGAUUUUGGAUAUGCAACAAGACAUGACCAAAACUGUACCGCGACCUUAUUCAGUGGAAAGCAUUUGUUCUGAUGCGGAAAUGCCCUCGUCAAAGAAAAUCCUGGUUACAUCUAACGACGACACUACAGAAUGUACAGGUGGUGAUAUCCAACACAACGGAGGAAGCAAAAGUGACACGGUUGCUAUUUUGGAAUCCCAGAUGCCAUUGGAAACAGUUGGAAAUUCGAAUGAAGAUUCACCGCCUGCCGGCAAUCCAAAUGCUGUAUAUGCUAUCUCGAUACCAUUCGACGAUAUGGAAACGGCUUCAUCAUCCCAGGCGUCUAUUAGAAAUUCAACUGAUCCUCGUCCAGAAGUUACCACGAGGGAUAUCAAUUGCAAUGGUGAAAGAGGCAACGCAGAUGGAAAAAAGGAUAAAGAACUGAAAGCACCAUAUAAGAAGAGUGGGGCAUUCACUUUCUAUAGCAGCGUAUCUAAAACUAGCAAAACAGUCAAACGUGCUAUUGUUAACAUGCUGACAUUUAAAGACAAAAUUUACUUUAGGAUGGAAGAUAUGAAAUUUAUCGAGGAAGUGUCUGCAAACGGGAAGGUCGAGAGUCUGAUAACAUUUGAAAAUGUUGUAAAGGACAGGGUUGUGUUACAUGUGGCAAUAUCGCAAACAAAUGGUGCAGUUUGGUUUUGUUGUGACGAUAACAGUGUAAACAAAUAUUUAGCCGGAAAAUGUACGGAGAAAUUCCGUACAAAAUAUCCUCCGAAGCAUCUUUACAUAUAUUCUUCAAAUUUAAAAGAGGAGGCAUACGUCUCUCAUGAAACGGGACUAGAAAUAUGGGACGAAGACAGAGUUAAAUGCAUACAUCUGUAUAUAGAUUCCACUGAUUCCAACGGCGAAAAGGAAUUAUUUUAUCCAUCGACAAUCGACAAGGACGCUGUUUCUGGAAGAGUUUUGGUCACCUCUCUACAGGUAUAUGCACCUAUGCUGUUAGAUGGGUCGCUUCAGAAAACUACUUUUAUCGAAACGCUUCCUGAAGUAUGUCCUAGAUUUCGGAUCUUUACCGGUUGUUUUAAUCACAAAGGAAAUAUCAUUCUGGGAACAUCUUCUGGUGUAUAUGUGUUGUCCGGGGUUAAUUUUGAAGUGCUAACAAUCCUGAACAAACACUAUCCCACGUUUAACAUGCUGUGUUUUCCAAAUAACGACUUAUGGAUUGUAUAUUUACGAGAUAUAUGUAAAUAUUCAUACACAGAUGAAUAAAUACACAUGUAACUAAAAUUUGUGUUAUUACUGAUGCUGUGCCAGUACAAGUAAAACAAUACAAAUUAAUAGCAGAACCAGUAGUAAAAGUUUGCCAAUAGCAAUAUAGUUACGUGAAAGAGCAAGAGGCAAAUGGCCACGCACCUCCCAGGACAAUGUUAAAUAGGACAUUUUCAUAAAUGCGUUAUCUUUAAUGUGUCGGUCAAUUGUGGCAUCGACAUACAUGUUUGAGUCAAUGCAUACAUGGCUGUCAAUGACAUAUAUAUAUAUGACUCAAACAUGCAUGUCGAUAUAUAUAUAUAUGUCAUUGACAGCCAUGUAUGCAUAAACAGCCAUGUAGGUGAUCCACAGUUAUGCGUAAUUGAGUCAUGUUUGCCAUUGAUAGCAACAUGUGCCAUUGACAGCCAUGUAUGUAAUCGACAUCCAUGUGUGGUUGACAACUAUGUUUGCCAUUGGCAACAAUGUGUGCCAUUGACAGCCAUGUGUCAUUGACAACUAUGCUUGCCGUCGACAGUCAUGUGUGCCAUUGACAGCCACGUGUGCCACUGACAGCCAUGUAUGACAUUGACAACCAUGUUUGCUAUUGACAGCCAUGUAUGCAAUCGACAGUCAUGUGUCAUUGACAGCCAUGUAUGCCAUUGACAGCCAUGUGUCAUUGACAGCCAUAUGUGUCAUUUGCAGCCAUGUGUCAUUGACAUCCAUGUGCCGUUGACAACCAUGUGUGCCAUUGUCAGUCAUGUGUCAUUGACAACCAUGUGUCAUUGUCAGCCAUGUGUCACUGACCGCCAUAUGUGCCAUUAAAGGCCCAUUCCAAUAUGAUCAAGUCAAGAUUUGAAUGCUCAUAGUUCAAUGAUUGUACUCUGACUAAAAAAAAAUGAAAUGUGUUACUGCCCAAAUAUGUACAUUUAUAGUAUACUAUACUACAAAGAACUAAAAGGCAAAACAAAAGAUACAAACUAUAUGUAUUACUGAAUGUAUAUUGAUAUAUAGUAGUUGUUGUUGAGAAGAAUAAAAUGUGAAAUACAGACUUUUAUGCAUACUUUUUUCAUACACACACAUUAACUGGGCAAAUUUAGAUCUAAUUUUUCCCAUAAUGAUGACAUUUGAUAUACAAAGUAGACUUAUAUGACAUGCAUCAUGGCGAUGUAAAAUAAUACGAAACGAAAACAUUGAACCAUACAUUUGAACGAAAAAUUGUUUCCACAAGCUUUUGGUAUAAAGCAGUUAUACAUAUAAUACACACUACCUGUUUCCCCUAUGGUGCCAGCCCCUCCGGCCCCAACAUAUCUGCACUAUAGACCCUCACUUUUCCAAAAUGCCAGGGUAUCGCUUUCCACAUUUAACAGGAUACUAAACAAACUCAGGUUGUCAAAUACAGGUCAUCAAUCAUUGCUGAUAACACUGCCCAAAAUUAAAUGCUGGAUCAUUGUUUUAAGGACAUUUACAACUUGUUGUGAUGUUACGAGGUUUGAUCUACUGACCAAAAUUUGCACAAAAAUAAGAAUUUGCAUUUUUAUAUUUUUAUUAGGAAAAAACUCUAUUGUACUACUUUUACAAUACUCUUACUUAAAGAGCAACUGCAUGUUAUAAUUGUAGGGUAUUCUGUAUAACUAUUGCAUAUUGUGAAAAUCUU
Mizuhopecten yessoensis (Yesso scallop) is the source of this 4053-nucleotide messenger RNA. RefSeq lists its product as uncharacterized. The transcript is spliced from 10 exons. The record is from RefSeq and is a predicted model, not a curated record. Bases 165 to 2420 code for a protein of 751 amino acids. NCBI's taxonomy places the organism in Eukaryota, Metazoa, Mollusca, Bivalvia, Pectinida, Pectinidae.